Molecule: messenger RNA, 2369 nt
Organism: Strongylocentrotus purpuratus (purple sea urchin)
Lineage: Eukaryota; Metazoa; Echinodermata; Echinoidea; Camarodonta; Strongylocentrotidae
Exons: 5
Coding region: 504-2297 (597 amino acids)
Source: RefSeq, a predicted model, not a curated record
UACCACUACUACCAUCUUAGGAGCGAGACGGUAUUUCCAAUCAGGACACCUUUUCCUCCUCAAAAACAAUUUGCCAUGGAACUCCGUUUACCAUAGGGAGUCGAUCUUCGUCGUGUACUGUUGCAUGUCUCGCAAGGGCGAUCAACUCUCAUUCAACAACCCAAAACUGAUUCAAGUCAGACGGGUUUUUCUAUUUUUUUAAACAAACAUUUAUUGUCACAGUGUCGCAGAAGAGGGGUAUUCAACACCGGCACAGCGAGACGGAUACUUCAUAUUCAAUUUGUCUUGAAGAAAAGGUGAUGCGAUUCGACCCUCUAAACAACGGAGAUGCUGUGCGUGUUUGAGAUCAGAAGAGGAACGAAACGGUUGUCAUGGCAACACGCCAAGGGGACCCAGCAAUCGGAAAUAGAAUCUUUGUAGCUGGUUCCUGGAUCAAAUCAUAGCCAUCACAAUGUUCUCUAUCAAUCAGUAAUUUGGGACCACCGGACCGAGAGUGAUCAAAUAUGUGUCGACUCGUGCUUCGACUCAUUGACGUCCAUCACUGCUCAUGGCGACGAUGCGUAACCGUCUUCAGUGUCCUUCUCGUCGUCAACACUGCCUUUCAUUGGACCCUGGUCGAUGACGUACACUCGCGAUCGGGACAGCCCGGCAAACGGAGCGCGAUCUCGAUGUCGAGGGACGGAGGCGGGUUGCCGUUUCGUGAUCGGGUGAUCAGCAUUAAUAAAUGGUAUGAUGACCUGAAGGGCGGAAAACUGGACAGUAAGGGAAUCGACUUUGAUGAUGACCACGAGACCAAAGAUGAUGCGAAUAGGAAAGGAGAUGAUAUGGAUACUCUGAUUACUUACAUAACGAGGAAACCUUCAAACAGACGCCCUCUAGGGGACGUACAUUUAUACACGAAUACAAAUUUUGCUGAGUCACACCCGACGCAGACGAAACUUCAAAGGAUUCGCGAAGAUAAACUCGGGAAUCGUCGAUUGGUGUCGGCGUCGAUCGACAACACUCGGAAUGAGAGUGAAAUCGUUCGGAAAGUUGAAAUAAGUCGAAAGGAAAUUGAUAGCAUGAGGGAAAGAGUUCAGACAAGAAGAAGAGAGAUCAGAAACAAGAGCAUGACAGAAAGUGUCGAGAAUAAGCUUCUCUUUUUGCGGAAUUCUAAGAUUAAACUAAGGACGGCGCCAACAAAAAGUAGCAACUCAAAUAAAGAUCGGGUUGUAAAGUUGAUACAAACGAUUGAGGCUUCAACGGAUCGCAAAGUUAUAGAAGUUUACUCAAACGAAAAGAUUCGUUUCUACAGCCAACCUAGUUGGCUUUAUUCAAGUGACUUAGAUGCGAUGAACUUUUUGGCGGGCUCUUGGGUAUUGGGCAGACGACUGGCUCGACACUUCGAGGUACAUGUACCUCUAUCGGUUAAUCGUCUCGUACUCGUCUCGAAUGAUGAAAUUGAACGUCUGGUGGAUAAUUACGAGCGAAAAGGAGAGAAAGCUGACACUGAAAUGGAAUGCCAUCAAUCGCUGCGUACAUUGGCUUGUCAAGCGGCAUGGUGCUCGAUUGAUUUAAGCCUGGUGGUGGCAUUUCAUUUGGACCGGGUAAUUGGUUUGAACGUUACUCCCCCGACAGUUGGCCGGGAGCUGCCGCUUGGGACACGGCACCCUCCCGCGUUGCAACAUGUCAGCCGAUCGAACGAGACGCAGGGCUCCAAAUUUGUACUCGACGUUGACCUUCCUGUACGGGUUGUCGCACUCAUUGUGACGUCAUCAAGGAAGUUACAUUCGGGACCUGCUGCUGGGCGAGGGGCCGGCGAACAUUACCGCUUUAUGACGAGAAAGGCGACGGAAGGCCAAUUGGAAGUUUCGUCGGAUCUCUCGGAGAAGCUGUUCAUCUUUUGUUACCUCUUAAAGAUAUCAAACUGCAGCACGGAUAUAUGGACAGGAUAUUUCAACUCUUUGCUUCUCCCUCAUCGUUCAAACCACUUGAAUGAAUCAUUAACCGGUUACUGCGAUACCAAUAUAACGUCACCCAUCAAAGUCUUCCAAUCUUCCAUAAUCCCCGAUCGAAUAGACAGUGUUAUGCUAAAGAAAUUUAAAAGGAUAUCGAGCGAAAAUAUGGAUCUCCUUCAAGCUGGUCGAAUCCGACAGCGACUCCUCCAAUCCAUCUUCCUGGAUCGCAUCUUCUGGGCUGAGGCUGGUGGUCGUCACGGCAUCGAGAUCAUUCUCGACAUCAUUGAUGGCCGCGUCAAGGAACUCUUCGAAUGGCUCUCACGGUUUUCUAACGCGAGAAAGAAACGACGAAAAAUAUGAUAAUGGGACUUUUCCAUGGCUUCAUCAUUAUUACCGGUUCUUUUCUGAAAUUACAACCAACAAAACAUUUCA